Messenger RNA from Mus caroli (Ryukyu mouse), 349 nucleotides. Lineage: Eukaryota; Metazoa; Chordata; Mammalia; Rodentia; Muridae. The record is from RefSeq and is a predicted model, not a curated record.
AUGAAGUUCCUGGCAGUCCUUGUAUUGCUUGGUGUUUCCACUAUCCUAGUCUCUUGCCAGGAUGCGGAGACAGACAGUCCUGACACUUCUGGUACUGUUGAUUCUAAUGAUGGAAACAUUGGCUCUGAAACUCUGGCAGAUACUACUGGUGAAAAGCAACAUGGUGAGUCCUCUGAUUCAGCCAAUGAGGAAAGUGAGAUCACUAAUAAUACCAACACUGCUAAUGAGGCCUCUGAGAAAGACAACAUGGAAGAGACAGAGGAUGAUAACCUUACUGGGGAUGAUAACUCCGAUCAGAAAGAAGGAGAUGACAAUGCAAAGGCUGAAAAUAAUAUAAAGUCCGUACUCG